This is a messenger RNA of Triticum turgidum subsp. durum (durum wheat), 1902 nucleotides long. The record is from the annotation of a GenBank genome assembly. NCBI's taxonomy places the organism in Eukaryota, Viridiplantae, Streptophyta, Magnoliopsida, Poales, Poaceae.
AUGCUACCCCUCCCCCUGCGCCGCCACUUCCUCUCCUUCUACUCUCGCCGGAACCCUAGCUUCAUCCCCUUCUCUAUCCGCGCCACCGCCAUCUCCACCCUCCCAACCGACUCCUCCUCCUCCUCCUCCUCCGCCGCCGCCGCCACUCCAAUCUCCGACCGCCUCCGCCUCCUCCAGUCGCUCCAAGCCGUCCCCGCCAACCUCCUCCUCUCUCAUCCCCUCCCCUCCUCCGCCCACCUCUGCAUCGCGGCCCACCUCCUCGCCCGCGCCCGCCUCUUCCCCCAUUCCCGCAGCCUCCUCUCCCGCCUUCUCGCCCCCGGUCACCGGCCCCACCUCGCCGCCUCCCUCGUCGACCUCCUCCAUCGCGCGGCUCUCGCACUGGGGCCUCGCCGCAGCGCCCUGCCCUCCGUCGUCGACACCCUCCUCUCCCUCCUCGCCGACCGCGGCUUCCUCGACGGCGCCGUUCUCGCCCUUGGCCGUGUGCGGGAGCUGCGGGUGCCCCCUAACACCCGCACCUGCAACCACAUCCUCCUCCGCCUAGCCCGUGAGCGCCGCGGUGCGCUCGUCCGGCGGCUAUUUGAGCAGGUGCCUGCCCCCAACGUGUUCACGUUCAACAUCGUGAUCGAUUUCCUGUGCAAGGAAGGGGAGCUCGCUGAGGCGAGAGCAUUGUUCUCGAGGAUGAAGGCAAUAGGUUGCCCACCAGAUGUUGUCACAUACAAUUCGCUCAUUGAUGGGUGUGGCAAAUGCGGGGAGUUGGAAGAGGUGGAGCAGCUCGUCGGGGAGAUGAGGGGGUGUGGAUGCACACCAGAUGUUGUGACAUACAAUGCAUUAGUCAACUGCUUUUGCAAGUUUUGGAGGAUGGAAAGGGCAUACAGCUACUUUGCUGAGAUGAAGAGGGAAGGAGUGAUAGCAAAUGUAAGGACUUAUAGCACCUUUGUAGAUGCGUUCUGCAAGGAGGGGAUGGUAAGGGAGGCUAUGAAGCUGUUUGCGCAAAUGAGGAUCAGGGGGAUGGCACCGAAUGAGGUGACAUAUACAUGUUUGGUUGAUGGGACCUUUAAGGCAGGUAGGCUUGAUGAUGCCUUUGUUUUGAUUGAUGAAAUGGUGCAGCAAGGUGUGCCAUUGAAUGUGGUCACAUAUACUGUGCAAGUUGAUGGACUUUGUAAAGAGGGGAAGGUUGCAGAAGCGGAGGAUGUUUUUAGGCUGAUGGAGAAAGCUGGCGUCAGAGCCAACGAGUUGUUGUACACCACACUAAUUCAUGGGCAUUUUGUGAAUAAAAAUAAAGGAAAAGAGUCAGAGGCCAUUGCCCUGUUCCACAAGAUGCAGGAUUCCGGGUUCCAGCCUAAUGUUGUGACAUAUUCUGCAUUGGUUGAUGGUUUGUGCAAAUCAGGAUCAGUUGAUGAGGCAGUCUCACAUUUUAACAAAAUGAGAGACCUAGGGUUAGAGCCUAAUGUACAUACUUACACCGCUUUAAUUGAUGGUUUGUGCAAGAGUGGGUGCUUAACCAAGGCUGUGGGGUUGUUGGAUGAAAUGGUUGACAAGGGUUUGUCUUUGGACAAAGUUGUGUAUACAUCUCUUAUGGAUGGGUACCUGAAGCAGGGAAAUCUUCAGGAUGCCUUUGCACUCAAGGCCGAGAUGAUCAAUAGUGGUUUGCAGCUAGAUCUCUAUGGGUACACUUGUUUUCUAUGGGGAUUUUGUAAUUUAAAUAUGAUGCAAGAAGCUAGAGAAGUUCUUUCAGAAAUGAUUGGAAAUGGUAUUACUCCUGAUACGGUAAUUUACAACUGUCUGAUAAGCAAAUACAUGAAAUUGGGGAAUAUUGAGGAGGCAGCUAGUCUUCAGAAUGAAAUGGAAAGUGUGCUACCCUCUUUUACAAAUGGUGAUACUGCUCCUGGUUCUGAUGGUUAA